This is a messenger RNA of Nymphaea colorata (pocket water lily), 1196 nucleotides long. RefSeq names its product PHD finger protein ALFIN-LIKE 4-like. Gene Ontology annotation, biological process: regulation of DNA-templated transcription. Gene Ontology annotation, molecular function: histone binding; transcription coregulator activity; transcription cis-regulatory region binding. The transcript has 5 exons. Bases 253 to 1005 code for a protein of 250 amino acids. Gene Ontology annotation, cellular component: nucleus. NCBI's taxonomy places the organism in Eukaryota, Viridiplantae, Streptophyta, Magnoliopsida, Nymphaeales, Nymphaeaceae. The record is from RefSeq and is a predicted model, not a curated record.
UGGGGAUGAAAAGACCGAAAGGAAAAACUCUUCCCCACGGGUGGCUCAGAGCAAAAAUUUUUUGCGGAGAAACGUCCUGCUUUCCCUCCUUUUCCAAUUUCUCUCUCUCUCCUCCUCCUCCUCCUCCUCCUCUCUCUAUCUCUUCCUUCUGCAGCUCCUGUCUUCUUCUUCCUGUUCUUCUCUUUUCGUCUACAUUUUUGGAGUGACGGUAUUACGGGAGGAAAAAGAGAGGAGGGUGGAGAGCGGAAGGUAAUGGAGGCCGCGGCGUACAGCCCGAGGACGGUGGAGGAGGUAUUCAGGGAUUUCAAAGGGCGUAGGGCCGCCAUGAUCAAGGCCCUCACCACCGAGGUGGAGGAGUUCUACCAACAGUGCGAUCCAGAGAAGGAGAAUCUGUGUUUGUAUGGAUUUCCGACAGAGACAUGGGAAGUUGGCUUACCUGCGGAGGAGGUGCCGCCGGAACUUCCAGAACCUGCACUGGGAAUUAAUUUUGCAAGGGAUGGAAUGCAAGAGAAGGACUGGUUAUCUCUGGUUGCUGUGCACAGUGAUGCCUGGUUGCUCGCUGUGGCAUUUUACUUUGGUGCUAGGUUUGGAUUCGACAGGAAUGACAGGAAAAGGCUCUUCAGUAUGAUAAAUGAUCUCCCAACUAUAUUUGAGGUUGUUACUGGGGCUGCCAAAAAGCCAGUGAAGGAAAAAUCAUCUGCCACAAACCAUGGCAGUAACAAAUCCAAAUCAAAUACUAAACGACCAUCUGAAUCUCAGGCUAAAUAUCCAAACGCACAACAUAAGGAAGAUGAUGUGGGACUAGAGGAAGAGGACGAAGAGGAGCAUGGGGAAACACUCUGUGGUGCGUGUGGUGAAAGCUAUGCUUCAGAUGAAUUCUGGAUCUGCUGUGACAUGUGCGAGAGGUGGUUCCAUGGCAAGUGCGUGAAGAUAACCCCUGCUAGGGCUGAGCACAUUAAGCAGUAUAAGUGCCCUUCUUGUAGCAACAAAAGAGGCCGUCAAUGAAGAUGUAAACAGUUAUUGUAUUACUCAAACUCUCUAACAGUAUGUAGUUUCUACCUUUUCUUUGGAUAAGGUGGGGUGAUUUUGUGCUUAUUCGUUGGGUAAGGUGCAAUUGUACGGUUAGUUCAGAUUUUUUUUUUCUGUACAAUCUUCUUUUAGGAAAUAUUUUCUCCCUAAGCUUCUCAUCGAUAUUC